Molecule: messenger RNA, 372 nt
Organism: Nicotiana tabacum (common tobacco)
Lineage: Eukaryota; Viridiplantae; Streptophyta; Magnoliopsida; Solanales; Solanaceae
Source: RefSeq, a predicted model, not a curated record
AUGGCACCUUAUGAGGCACUAUAUGGGAGGAAAUGCAGAUCUCCUAUUGGUUGGUUUGAUGUUGGCGAGACAAAGAUGCUAGGACCCGAAUUGGUGCAGCAAGCCGUAGAAAAGGUAGCCUACAAACUUGACUUGCCACCGGAAUUAGACGCAAUCCAUCCAGUAUUUCACGUUUCCAUGCUUCGCAAAUUCUUAGGUGAUCCUUCUUGCACCAGCCCUAUUGAGGAUAUUGAAGUUACCGAGGACUUGUCAUAUGAAGAAAUACCUAUUGCCAUUCUUGACUGUCAAAUCCGUAAGCUACAGACAAAAGAGGUGAUAUGCUUGAGACAAAUAUGGAAGGUGUUGCAAAGAUAUCAACCAGUGAUAGCUGAG